This is a messenger RNA of Toxorhynchites rutilus septentrionalis, 6859 nucleotides long. RefSeq names its product band 4.1-like protein 4. The record is from RefSeq and is a predicted model, not a curated record. Gene Ontology annotation, cellular component: cytoskeleton. The transcript has 15 exons. NCBI's taxonomy places the organism in Eukaryota, Metazoa, Arthropoda, Insecta, Diptera, Culicidae. The coding region runs from base 2471 to 5932 and encodes 1153 amino acids.
UGUUGAUCCAAACGGACGGUUCAUCCAUCCUGCGCAGUGGAUACGCAGCUUUCGAGGAAAUUCAGAGGAUACCCCUGAGUUGUGUUUUGAUUUGCGCUUUCGGGUUUCUGUAUGACGAGUGUCCGUGUGUGUACUGUGCGAGAGGAUAUAUGGUUAUAAAACUUCAGGUGCAUCAGUUUUGUGAUAUCUCCGGAACCUUUGCUACCCAGGAUAUUGCGCCCUCGCUCCGGAAAGGAAGCGCUGGUUCCUCGUAUCGCACCGACCGAUGUAUGGGCGGUGGGUGGUGAAAUAUGAGCUGUGUUUCUGUUGAAAACUCCACCCGGUAAGAGUUUGCCAUGAGCAGCGCUUCGCUUCAGUUUCGCAUUUUCAGUUGCGAUAACUCAAACAAUAAUUCAUGUGUUGCAAGUAAGUACUAACAAGAUGAGCAUUUAGUGCAUUCGAGUUGUGUUUCCAGUUGGGUGGCGGUGUGGUGCCGCAAUCGUCGGUGAAAAGUGCGCGAGUGCGCGGCCAUAUGUUGAGCCGAUGAACGGAGAUUCGGCCGUUUGUGUGUGGUGAAUGUUUAUAGUUUUUCACUUUUUUUUAUGAUCCGCUCCAGCAAACUAUUAAUAGCUGCAGUAGCGUAAACAUACACAGUGUCUGCGUUUGGUUACUUCCGUGAGGCACGCUAGUGAUUUUCACGCCUGGAUGAUCGCCGCUCGAUCGUGGCUUCAAGUGAAGGAUUAUCCGAGAGAGGGCAAAUCCUGUAUGUGCCGAUGAAAUUCACGCUUCGCGUCACGAGGUGUCAACAGUGCAAUUAAAACCGUAACCCAGGUGAGUGUGUGACUGUGGGAUUGUGUGAAGAACCUGCAGCUAAGAACCCGAAGAAGCCGAUCGCUGCAAGUGCGGAAGUAUGGAAUAAAUGUGAAACCAAAAUCGCAGUUUAGUGGUUUGAGUUACAGUAAAGUGGAGCUGAGCCUUUUGUUCGUACUUUUUGGUGUGCAUCAAUCGGUGAACGGUGAACAAAGUCAGGGAUAUCCUGCCAGUAACCACCAGAAAUUGCAUACUGCGGUGCGGUUUGGCGAAGUGAAAAAAAAUCGAAACUCCCACGCUGUGUCGAGUUCGGGCCUCACCCCUGUGAGAAAACGCGCGUAGGUCGACGUUUGAUCUGAAGAGAGCACCAUAACGCUCUGAAUCUGUGCUUCAAAAUUCCCAGCAUUGUGUGUUUAUGUGCUUUUUAAUAAGACAAGGGUGUUGGCUUAGCACUUGUUCCCGUUUUCCCCCGUUGUCUUGCAAUUCAACAAAAGAAACGGUGGCACAAAUGAAGAACGAGGAAAAUUAUAGGGAAAUUGCUUUUUCCCGCCCGUCUCCACACCCAGUGGUAGUGUUCUAAUUUCUGUAUUACUAUGCACUAGAUCCCCUUCCCCGAUAAUCAUACCUUUCCAACAAUUGUGUACGGUGGAAUGCAACAAUAGCUAAAUCAGAGGGAGGCUUUGUAUUUUUUGUGUGUGCGAUUCAACUGAGAAAUGAAAACUUAAUCUCGUGCAGAGGGGGGGUAAUUGUUGCCGAAGAAAAGUGCAUCUCCAGCAGCAGCCGGGAAACCGUCACAUGCUGUGGGAGUAAAACCGCUGGGUCGCGAAGUAUUUCGAACAAUUCAACGGUGAAGCUGUGGAGCGCAAUCUCGUAUCUCGCGAAAGGGGUGCUAAUUAGUGAGAGGCAUCCGACUGAUCCUAACGCAAGACCAAGAGUCCACCCACUGCCAGGAAGACGUGGACCUAUGUCGAAAAGCUGUCAAUUACUUUUUUUGUGACCUAAAACGCUUCGAUUAUUACGUUGAAUCCAAGGUUGGCAGAAUAAAUCCUUGAAGAUAAUUACGCAAAGGCCGGGAGUUUGUUAAUAACAAUGAAAAAAUAACACCCCGCAUAGCAGUGUAUAAUUUAUCAACUCUCAAUAGAGCAAUCAAUCAAUCAAUCAAUCAACCGGGACCGGCAAUUGGUUCGAUCGUUUCUGUGGAGACCUACAGCAGCACUUUGCAAACACGCAUACGCACGCGGCCAGGUCUAGUGUAGCCCAACGACGCAGUACUUCUGGGCUGCGCAAAAGCGAUUAUUAAUCAGCGCACCGGGCUCAAGGAACUCCGUCCGUCCGAGUCCCUGCACACCGGUAGCCAGUCAGUGCCGCGGAACUACAAAAGGCCACAAAAUACCACAACGCAUCAUUCGUCUCGUGGCAGUGUGAAUUGGAAGGGUCCGAUGCAAUGAUGGAUGAUGGGUGGACUACGCGCAGUUCUGAAGCGAUCCGACACUUGGCAACGGCAGAAGUGAGAAACUGUGAAGCCGUGUAAUCAGUGAGGGGAAGAAUUUUGUAGUUGGAAGUAAUUUCGUUCAGUUUAGUUUAGCUCCUGCCCGGUCGUGUGAUCGUUCAGAAGUGAAGAAGUGAACCCUGGGUGUUGCUUGAGAUAAGUUCAACCGUAACCACCCGCCGUAACGCCAAGAUGUACUGCCUUUGCCGAUCAUCGAAGCCCAUCUCGGUGCGGAUCGUGCUGCUGGAUGAGACAGAUUUCCUGCAUGAAUUACAGGACGAUCUGCCCGGUCAAGCCUUGUUAGAUGUAGUUUUCGCAAGACUGAACCUGAUUGAGACUGCUUACUUCGGGAUACGUUACAUAGAUCAGGAUAAUCAAACGCAUUGGCUUGACCCCGCCUCACGAUUGUCGCGGCAACUGAAAGGAAACAAAGUGCUCUUCGACCUGUAUUUUGGGGUGAAAUUUUACGCCUGCGAUCCCUGCAAGCUGGUGGAGGAGAUAACGAGAUAUCAACUCUAUCUGCAGGUCAAGCAGGACAUCCUCCAGGGAAGGCUGCCGGUAUCAUUUGAGCUGGCCGCAGAACUAGGUGCUUAUGUCGUUCAAGCCGAAAUCGGUGACUAUGACCCCCGGAAACACCCACCCGGGUAUGUUUCGGAGUUCCGUUUGCUCAACAACCAGACGAAAGAGAUCGAGAACCGCAUCCACGAGCUACACAUCCAGCUGAAAGGAAUGUCCCCCUCGCAGGCCGAGUUCAACUACCUCGAUAAGGUCAAAUGGCACGACAUGUAUGGAGUUGACCUGCAUCCCGUACUGGGUGAAGACAGCGUGGAGUACUUCCUCGGUCUGACUCCAGGAGGUAUUGUAGUCCUACGGAACAAAACAACCGUAGCGCACUACUACUGGCCUCGUAUCGCGAAGGUAUACUUCAAAGGACGCUAUUUUAUGCUGCGAGUAUGUGAUAAGAAUAAUGAGAUCAGCACGUAUGGCUUCGAGACACCAAAAAAGAAUGCUUGCAAGCAUUUGUGGAGGUGUUGCGUGGAACAUCAUUCCUUCUUCCGGCUAGUUCGGACGGCUCCCAUGCAGGCAGCCUCCGGAGCGGCCAGCUUAACUUCACUAAGUUCUAAAUUCAGGUACAGCGGUCGAACCGAGCGUCAGCAGAUGAAAGAAGCCACCACUCUGCAGCGUGCUCCUCCGGCCUUCACCAGAACCCCCUCGCGAAGGCAACCGCGCCGCAUCGUGGACGAACAGCCGGAGGUGAAAACAUUUGACACGCCAAAAUACAUCCAGCAGGAAAUCAAAUCCGUAUCGAUACCUCAACCAGCCCAAACGUUUGAUAGCCCCUAUCGUUCUACUUGCAGCAUCCCAGCUGCACUGAACACUAGUAGCAAAAUCCAUCCACCGCCCCCGGAUUCACCACGGAGCACUCGGAGUGCUCCCUGGAUGCGAUCCCAGCAGCGAGGCUUAUUCGGAAUAAACUCUAGUCCGAAAUCGGUACGAUCCGCCUCGACCAGAAUGAGUGCUCCGGCGAAUCCCAACCGGGUGCGUUCCAGCUCGGUGGAGAGUCAUUCGUCCAACGAUUCCCGUUCCGGUCGCCGUCGUCGCCACCGUAGUCGUCGAGUUUCCGAUAACGAGAGUGAGAUGUCGCGAGGUUCGGGUCGAUCCGGCCGAUCGCACAACUCCCACCGGAAGCAUCGGCGCCAUCGUUCGAAGAACCGCCGAAAUCGCUCCGACACGGAAAGCAGAGACCGCAGCUACUCGAGCCACCGCCGAUCUACGGAGUCUAUCGAGCUGGUCGACUCGGGAGAACAGUGGCUCGAAGUUCAGCGAAAGCAGGCAGACAACGUGCAGAAGGCGGCCGUCAUCAAGAGCAGCCAGGUGCUGAAAGGUUCCACGCCGGACUCGGGAAUCGUGCACCACCAUCGUAGUCGCCGACAUCGUAAGCAUCGGUCCCCCUCGGAGAAGAUCUGGUCCAGCGAACUGACCAAGCAUCUGCAGUUCGAUCUGGUGGACACUACCGGAAUGACCGCGGAGCAACUCAGGGAAAUUCCGUACACGGUCAUCGAGACGAACCACCAUCAUACAGCCAAAAAACCGAGCGCACUCAAGGUGCACAAAACUAGUCAUCAUGGACAGCAGCGGAUCGACCGGAUACGGGAAUACCCCAAGGAGAAUGUGAACGUAGAUAAUAUGAGUGGGGUGAACGGGUCGAUUCGAUCCGCCAGUACAAUAAGCUCAUCCAGGGACUAUGAUCGGAAUUCGGGGCUGAUAAGAAUGAUGUCCAGCAUGAGCAUGGGAGACUUCAUCUCGCCUACCGGGUCCAGUUUGAGUCCGCUCGAUAGUUCGGGAUUACGUGUGAGCCAUGAACAUACAGACUCCGGACUUGGGGCGGAUCAGGAUUACGCGUACUCAUCGGAAAGGUCCAGCGACAGUGCGAAGUACGGCACGAACAAAUCGUCGGGAGCAUCGGUUACUUCAGCGCAUACCAAAUCUUCGUCGUCGAACAACAUGAAGAGCCACCAUCACUCAGUGAGUAGUAGUAGUACGACCAACACCACCACAACCACUCGGAAGCCCCCGCUCUGCCCGAAUCGGCAACAGAAGCUUCCGGGACCCCUCAUACCCGGUGUACAUAGUACUUUGUCCGGUCCAAACAACCGUCUAAUCAAUAACAGUAACACACACUUUCAAAACAAUCACUACACCUUUAGCCUAACACGGAACUAUCCGGCCUCCGGCAACGGAGGCCCCAAUGCCUAUGGGUCUAGCACUGGUUUCGGGUUGGACUCUUUCGGUUAUCUAGAUUCGGCCGCGACACUAUCAUCGGCAUCACCGUAUCACUAUUACUACGAUGGUACCGGCUUCCGGAGCGCUGCUAACCAGCCUGCGAUCGGAGGAUUUGGUGGUGGGUUGCAAAACUCCCGGCUGGGUUCCAUCCGUGGUACCAAGUCCGACAUAGGGGUUCCUAUCAGACCCAAAAAUCACCGCCACCAACAGCAGCAACAGCAGUACAUUACCAAUGUGCAUCACAUGAACAGACUCGCGAAUAGCGGCUCCAAACGGGCUAUGAUUCCGUCCACCAAAACGGACUAUCUGGAAAACUAUAAGACUGGCGUUGAAAGACUUAAACUCAGCUACAAUAAUAACAAUAGCAGCCCUCAGGAGACAUACCCAGGGCUGUUGAAUGCUUCUGCUAGCGUGCAAAACAUCGCUAAUAACAAUUACCAACCGCCUCUACCAAUCACUAGUACUGCUGGUGGAGGCGGAUCCGUUUGCAACAGUCCCAGCUACAAUGGGAAUCCGUUGCACGCGAAAGAGCUCGACCAAACGACCGGCGGUAAGAUUGGUCCUUUGGUGUAUAUAGAUUCCAACCAGAAUCGCAACAGCUCCAGCCAUGACAGCCAUUUGCAUCAGGCAAAUACUGGAACAGCAGCCGACGGAUCUCCGACCGUUGUUGGUGUUGUAAGUGAUAGUGCCAGCGACCUGAGGAAAACCGGUGGUGGAGGCGGCAACCCAGCUCCACCCACCGCCAACUAUCCGCGGGAAAACGGUGUAGAUGUUAGUAGGAAAAACUCACUCACGGGGACUGCUGGGGCGCGAUCAUCCAGCUUAGAGCUAAUACUAACGCCUAUUAUACAGAGCAGACGGGUACAGUAAUCGUUGGCGAAAUGAGCACUGAGCUGUAGAACGCGGUGCGGCCAAGUGGUCUCCACGGUUGUCGACUGACCAACGGUGGCGGAAGCGAGGUUUACAUCAAGUGCGGUACCCGAGCCUUGCUUAACGACCCUUGGAUGGGAUCCUCUGUACAUACCCACGCACGCAUACAGUCAACACGAAUUAGUCUGAGAGAUCUCAGGCAAAAAGAAAAAGUUAUGGAGCAGAUGACAUUUUGCAAAGAGCAGUUUCUUUGGCCACUAUGGUAUGUGGUACUCACAUCCUCCCCACAAUGUUAUUUAAUUGAGGACGAGGAUAAAAAAAAUCAAGUGUUGUGUUUAAAUUCUAAGCCUUUGAAAUGUGUAUAUUUAUAAGACUAAUAUCUGAAUGUAGAUGUGUGGUGUUGACUUUUGGAUGCGGCUUGCCGAUAUUCGCCGGAUUCACCGAACGCUUCUUUUGAUGUUUCGAAAAACGAUUUACGGGGAAUGUUUUAGAUGUACACUCCAUUAGUUUCUUCUCUGUUUCGCUAAAUGCCUAUCGCCUAUUAUUUAACUGUCUGUAAUUGCAAUUACGUACCAAAUACUAAAAUUUUAGCAGGUUUUAUAAUUAUACAUUAUAUUCGUACCAGUUACUGCCGAUAAUUGAUAUUGAUGAGACGGAGAACCCACGUGUAUUCGUGUAUAGGACCUUAAGGAUGAUGAUUAAUACAGAAGCGGGAUAGUUCUCAGUGUUGACCGAUCCUUUGUCCCAGAAUUAUCGAUCCUAUCCGCUGUAUUUUUGUAAUCUGAUAGGGAAACUCUUUAGGAAUGUGAGAAUUAAAAUUGGACAAAUUUGUGCAGAACAAAAAAACGUUACGAUGACCCUAACACUAAAUACCAUUUUCGACAUUUGUCUUUGGACUGAGCAAAAAAAAAAACGAGAAUAAAGUAU